AUGAUGGAUAUCAAGCCAUCACGUCCUGUGCGUUUUACACGCGUCAAGAACGAUGAAAAUAUGCCUCCCAACGGCACGCUCACGAAAUCGUUUCACCAACGCAACAAGUCCAGUCCAGCUCUUACUUCCAUCCCAGGUGGUCACGCCCUCAAAGCUGCAGCCAAACGUACCGCCUUUGCAGACGUGAGCAACAUCGUAUCCACCAUCAGAGAUGAUUCAAUUCUACAUACAAAGCCUGUGCUCCAGCCUGCUUCGAAACCAAUCCACUCUCUGAACGAAAGAAAGUCAACCGCACUCCUCAAACCCGCGCAGAGACCUUAUUCCGUGACCCAUUUCAAGCCCACGUCAACGGCGACUCACACACAUAUCACAUCAGAUGUUGUCGCAAAGCAACCGCUGGGAGAUGAUGGUGCAUCUCAGCUACCUAUCCCAAGGAAGACAUUGAGCAAGAGACCAACGAUGAUCUUCAAGGACGUUAAUGGAGCAUCGGACAAUGUUCACAAGCCCAUUGACCCAGUCGUCUCUUGUAUACCGACAAUCAACGAACAUGUCAAAACCGAGUCUGGGAAAACCCUCGAAAACCUUCCCACCCUUCCACCUCUGUCCUCAAUCACUCAUGUUCCCACUGAACCGCUAAAAUCCCUGACCGAGGUCAGAUCCGAUAUCAGCCUCCCAGAGCUUCAUGGAGUUAGCCUGGACCCUACUCCUUUGUACAGCGAAAUCUGCGGAGCCCUCGUUCAAGACGGCAUGCCAAUGAUAGAACCUACUAAACCUCAGGUCGCACACUCACAGGUCCACGACAGCACACAUACGACCGGGCCUCUACCAUUACCCAAUAUUGUUGCCGCCCCCACAAUGGUCGCAACAACGCAAGUUACUGUUGCAAGUCUCAUGAACCCAGUCACCAAUGUCCCUGCCUUGAACCCUCACCACACCGAUCAUGAACCUUCCCUGGAGCCCGAAGAGUACUGGGAUGACGAAGAUGAGGAAAAUUAUGACGAGGAAGGCUAUGUGACCGCAAGAUCAUUCCGAUCUAAAGGCGAAAACACCACUGGAGGUGCUACUGCGGUUCUCUUCCCCCAGGUCAACAAUCGAGUCCGAAAGGAAAUUGCUGCUGCAAAGCAGUUGGUAGAGGCGACAAGAUCUCCCGAAGAAAUUGAGGACGAAAGUUACGACACCAGUAUGGUUGCCGAGUAUGGUGAUGAGAUCUUUGAUUACAUGAAACAGCUUGAAGUCAAAAUGCUUCCAAAUGCUCACUACAUGGAUAAUCAACACGAAAUUCAAUGGUCGAUGCGUUCUGUUCUGAUGGACUGGUUGGUACAAGUACAUCAUCGAUUCAACCUUCUGCCAGAGACCCUGUUCCUCUGUGUCAAUUACAUCGAUCGAUUCUUGUCUUGCAAAGUUGUGUCUCUUGCGAAGCUACAGCUGGUGGGAGCAACUGCCAUAUUCAUUGCUGCCAAGUACGAAGAGAUCAACUGCCCAUCGGUACAAGAAAUCGUCUACAUGGUCGACGGUGGCUAUACCAUUGAUGAGAUUCUCAAGGCUGAACGAUUCAUGCUGACUAUGCUACAAUUCGAGUUGGGUUGGCCAGGCCCAAUGAGCUUCCUACGAAGGAUCAGCAAGGCUGACGACUAUGACCUGGAAACACGAACUUUGGCGAAGUACUUCUUGGAAGUCACAUUGAUGGAUGAACGAUUUAUCGGGAGUCCUCCAAGCUUCACUGCGGCGACAUCACACUGCCUUUCCCGCUUGAUGCUUCGAAAAGGCACAUGGUCUCCUCAUCAUGUCUAUUACUCCGGGUACACCUUCUCUCAGCUCAAGCCCAUGCUCAACUUGCUCUUGGAGUGUUGUGAAGAUCCAAGAAAGCACCACGCAGCAGUGUACAACAAAUACUGUGACAAGCGUUAUAAGAGAGCCUCGGCGUUCGUCGAAACAGAGAUGCAGCGUGGCUUUCGUUUACCCGAUCCAGUCUCAAUCCCGAAUUUAUCACAGCCGGCCCCUAUCGAAUACUACGACAGUGUUUCAUUCUUCCGAGGUUGA
Exophiala bonariae is the source of this 2040-nucleotide messenger RNA. RefSeq lists its product as uncharacterized. The transcript is spliced from 3 exons. NCBI's taxonomy places the organism in Eukaryota, Fungi, Ascomycota, Eurotiomycetes, Chaetothyriales, Herpotrichiellaceae. Gene Ontology annotation, cellular component: spindle pole body; nucleus; cytoplasm. The record is from RefSeq and is a predicted model, not a curated record. Gene Ontology annotation, biological process: regulation of cyclin-dependent protein serine/threonine kinase activity; mitotic cell cycle phase transition. Gene Ontology annotation, molecular function: cyclin-dependent protein serine/threonine kinase regulator activity. Bases 1 to 2040 code for a protein of 679 amino acids.